AUGGAUGUUCGCGAGGUGACGUUUAUGAACUACCUUUGCGAUGUAGUUAAGAAGAAAACUCCCUCGUUACCAUGGAACGAUGUGUCGAAGGAAUUCCUUAUUUUUUUCAAGGAUUUUGUGGAGCGAACAGAAGAUGAUUUUGAAAAGCUCUCUGGCAAAGUGCAAGAUUUGAGAGAGGAAUGGGAGAUUACGAGAAUCUACCACUUUAUCGUCGAGAAAGUGAUGGCGUUUGACAGCUUUCCUUUCACCUGGCGAAGGUUCUGUGAACUGCUAUACGAUCCGUUAAAAAACUAUAAGAAAAUGCUGCCGUUCAUGCAUGCCUUGGAGCGCGUUAUCAACGUGCGGACUACCAGCGGCCCACAUUGGUCACCAUCAGAGGACAACUUCUUCAGCGAAUUUAUCUUCUUAGAGGUUGAUGGCGAUUUUGGUGAAAAAUUUGACAUGUCGGACUUGAUGAAAGGCAGCGUUGUCGCCGAUGUAGCCAGAUUUUAUCCAGUCCAUUUAACAAAGAAUAGUCAUGGUUACAACUACUCAUACUCGAGUUUUCUUUCUCCAACCUAUCUACGCCACAUUUUGUGUCAUUAUUUGAUGCAAUCAUGCUCACAGAUGAGUAUGAUGAUUACAGAUGAGCCAUACAUGGGUUCCAUGUCAGAGACUUCUGAUGACGAGUCAGCUGAUGCUGCAGUUCCUGAGGACAACAACGCAGUUUGCGAUCCGAGUUUAUGUGAAAUGGGCAAUGAACUCCAUCAUGGCGAUCCCUUCCAAGAGAACAAUAUCGUUAGCUCUUUACAUUGUGGAAACGAUAACUUUUACAAGGAUUUUUUUUUCGUGCCUUUGAGUGAAAUAUGCGCAGAGAGUACGGUAGAGAUUGUAAGCGAGGAAUAUGUCGAUGCGUAG
This is a messenger RNA of Angiostrongylus costaricensis, 897 nucleotides long. The record is from the annotation of a GenBank genome assembly. NCBI's taxonomy places the organism in Eukaryota, Metazoa, Nematoda, Chromadorea, Rhabditida, Metastrongylidae.